This is a messenger RNA of Medioppia subpectinata, 234 nucleotides long. Lineage: Eukaryota; Metazoa; Arthropoda; Arachnida; Sarcoptiformes; Oppiidae. The record is from the annotation of a GenBank genome assembly.
AUGGAAAUCGUGUCACUGGAGAGACCGGCGACCCGACGAUGGCGUGUAAUACUCUGCAUGUCGUCGCUGUUGACCAGCGCUUCGGCUUUCUAUUGGCUCAACGACCCGAAGACGGCUCACAUAUCGCUCAUCGACUCAUUGGUCACGCAUUACUUGUUUACCAUUAAUUGUCUCAUUUUGUUGGCGUUGUUUGCGAUGGGAAUCCAUAAGCGAGUGGUCGCCACUUCCAUGUAA